Molecule: messenger RNA, 750 nt
Organism: Trichomonas vaginalis G3
Lineage: Eukaryota; Parabasalia; Trichomonadida; Trichomonadidae
Exons: 1
Coding region: 1-750 (249 amino acids)
Source: RefSeq, a predicted model, not a curated record
AUGACAUCUGAUGAUACAUCGGAGAACUCAUCUGGACUUGUAUUUGAUCACAUGUCAGGUGAUGGAGGUAACUGCGAAAAUAAAACGACCUCUAAAGAAUUUAAUAUUAAUGAAAAACGUGAUCCAAGAUUUUUUCCUCCCAUUGAUACUUCAAAAAUUAGAUCUAACAUGUACUCACGAUUUAUAACAUACAGAUUUACACAGACUGAUGAAAUUGGCUGGAAAGGAAAAAGAUUUCAUUUUCAGCUCUCUUACGACGGCGAUCCAUUAUUCCAUACAAAAACAAAAUCUCGAAGACCAACAUCAUCGGUACCAAUUAGUUCAGGCAGUGAUAUGCAUUUUUCACAGAAACAAUUUGCGGCUUAUUUAUUAGUUACAGAUUCAAAUCAAUUAUUUUCUCUACGCAAAGAUGAAGAAUUUGGCAGUGAAAUAAUGACUGUAGAAUUUCGUCAAGAAUCAAAAUCUACACCAAGAGAAACAGUCGUUAAUAUGUUCGAAAAAGUUGAAUUCGUACCCCGUAAACUAGUAUCUUUAAAGCCUAAACUUUCAAAUACUGGUCGAUGGGAACUUUCUUUUUUGAACCGCGAGAUUAUUCCAAGUAUCAAGAAUUGUAUUCUAGUGAAUCAAGAUGAUUCAAUUCCAUACAUUAUGGUUCGUCGCGUAUGCAAAUCAACACUUGAAAUUGAUGUACCGAGUAUUUAUCCACCUAUUUGUGUUUUCGGACUAGCGCUUUCCGUUUGGCUAAGUUAA